CCUAUCGAACCCUAGAAAUGAGUAAUGGCCUUGAUUGGAUCCAGCAUCGUGACCCUGACCUCGUGUCAAGGUAAUACGAGAAUUGGCGCUCGUAUUUGUUGUAGAGUGAUGAAUAUGAUGACCAUACGAUCGUGGAACUGUUGAUUGCUAUGCUUAGUAGUAAGGUAGCAGGUAGCAGGUAGCAAAGUAGCAACACCAUGCCUCAACCCGUGAUUGGAGUGUCACGUAUACAUAUAAGCCAGGUUCCCGUUCAGUGAUCUUCAACUUAAUCUUGUCUUUACCCCAGUAUCUACUUUGAAUCAGAUUUCCUCAGAUCCUUAUUAUAUCUAACUGCCCACCUACUUACUUAUCCGCCAAUAUGAAGUUCUUCGCUACCGUCGUGAGCGCUGCUCUUGUCGCCACCGGCGCCUCUGCCCAACAGGCCGUUGUCAAGAACAACUGCGCGGACACCAUCUACGUCCAGUCCUACCCCUUCGACGGGAGUGCCGCCGGUCCACUGACCACUCUGGCCACUGGACAGACCUUCUCUGAGAACUUUCACUCAUCCGGCUCGACCGUAAAGAUCGCAACCACCAGGACUCUCAGCAGCCCUCUCUUCUUCGGCUACUCCUUCAGCACGAACCCAGACUAUGCCUACUACGAGUUCAGCACUGAGUGGGGCAACCCCUUCGCGUCUUCGCACAACACGCUGAGCCCCGGCGCUGGCUGCGAGCAGUUUGACUGCGCCCCUGGCCAGGCCGACUGCUACAGCACGCCGGCCUUCAAGAAGGUGUACGGCUGCCCGCAGCCCGUCAACCUAGAAGCGCAGCUCUGCGUAUAGGUUUAGGCUGGGGAGGGGAGGUGGUAAUGGUAGAGGAGAUUACUAUGAUAUGAUAUGAAAAGGUGCUACGUUGGUAGCGAUAUUAAUGUAACGGUAACCCUAGCGUUGGAAAAAAGACUUUUGUUUUUUUGCACAAUAGUUAUAGUGGAUCCGAUUUGUUGAUGGCUUCACGCAUAAGGGCGUUAUGUUCGGACUGCAAAAAUCUUUAGUUAGCUCUUAAUAAGAGGCAUCUUUUACAGGAUAUAUCGAAUGACAAUAGUUAAAUAUUGAAAAUCUAGUUUCAUCAAUCUCCAGUAAAGCGAAUUCAAGUUGGAAAAGAAAGGAAAAGAAAGAAAGAUGCCGAGAGCUUUGAUGCAACAAACCCGUAUAAUGCUUGAUGCCUCCCCAGGUCUCACGAACACAACAUGACAGACAGUAGUAAGUAACGUAGCACUCACAUUUUAGGCUGCUGGUAUCCAUUUUCCAGCUGCUGCGGCUUAUGUGGCUACAAAGAUUUUGAGAUCAUGCAACCUUCAUUCCCUAGCAAGGUCGUAUUACCU
Hypoxylon fragiforme is the source of this 1359-nucleotide messenger RNA. RefSeq lists its product as uncharacterized. Lineage: Eukaryota; Fungi; Ascomycota; Sordariomycetes; Xylariales; Hypoxylaceae. The record is from RefSeq and is a predicted model, not a curated record. The coding region runs from base 359 to 820 and encodes 153 amino acids. The transcript has 4 exons.